CAAAAACCGAGCGGAAAUUACAAAAUAAUACUGGAAACAUUUUUAUUCUGAAAUAUUCAAAAGUUCCACGAUGAAUACUAAGUUUCAUUAGGAGUGAACGGUUUUUUGUGAGCCCCAAAUGAUGAGUGUAUAUUUGCUGUGUUUGAGUUUUGUAAUUUGAUAAUAAAUAUGUAUACACUGAAGGGUAUUUUUCCGGAACCCAAAAAGGAACACAAAAAGAAUUUCAUCAAGGAAAAUAUGAAACAAUUAAAGUUUAUUCAAGGAAAGUCACCAAAAGAACCGAAGUUCACAUUAAAGAAUGUCCCACCACCUCGACUGACCAGCACCGUGACGACAGGCAACAGUUUGGGUCAAGUGAAGUCUUCACCAUCAAAUAAAAGUGGGAAAGUAUCACUGAAUAUUGGUAAAACUAAUUCGACAUAUUCUCGUAAGAAGUAUCCAGAUGUUAAACUUAAAAAAGGUGAUAUGGCAGAAUUUUUGAGAAGGAAACAGCAAAGACAGUUAACUAGACCGGCGGAGGAAUCGCCUGAUGAGGAUGCAAAGUCUUCUGAGUCAUCAGGUAGGGCAAGAGACAUUGGUUGCCAGACGAUAGAAUCUAAUCUUGCUCAAAAAUUAUCAGAAAGUGCUAAACUAACAAUGCUUUAUCCCAAUAAAGAAGCAGAAGACGAAUCAAAGUUAAAAGCCAGUGGGGAUUCUGAACGUCGCUCACCAUCACCCAGUAUGAAACACCGGACCGGUGAAGAUAUAAUUGAGUUUGAGAGGAACCGCAGCCGUCUCAAUUCCAUCUUAGAAAGGAAAGAUAAUAAAAAGGACCCUUAUUUGCCAUGUGGCUAUCAAAAAGGUGUAGUUCCUAAGUACUUGCGUGACCGAAAAGAAAAUGGUCCCAAAGAAGCUGAAGGUGCAAGAGCUGAUGAUGACCAGUCCAUGUGCCCUCCAGGUCAUGUGACAUUGCCAGAUACUGAGAGAAAAGAAACAUUACGUAUGCUUAGAAAUAGUUUUGCCGAAUUAGUAAGUGAAUUAAACAAAAUGCCUGUUAAGACAGACACAUUGAGGAUGAGAAAUAGAAAAAUGGAAUUGGAGAAACAGCUUGCAAAACUUGAAGAAGGCAUCAAAGUGUUUUCUAGGCCCAAGGUUUUUGUCAAGAUAGGAGAAUAAUUUUUUAGACCAUUUUGUUUUUGGAAAGAGCAAGUAGCUUUUAUCACUUAAGUCAAUGCUACUUUUUAAUUAAAUUCAAUGUAAAUGACACUGACAUGCAUAAUUUUCAAAUUCCCGUG
Molecule: messenger RNA, 1274 nt
Organism: Chilo suppressalis (striped riceborer)
Lineage: Eukaryota; Metazoa; Arthropoda; Insecta; Lepidoptera; Crambidae
Source: the annotation of a GenBank genome assembly